UCAGUUCACAAAUGAAUAUUUCUAUAUUUUGCCUUCCGCAACAAUGAUAAUAAAAUUCGUGUUUAUUAACUCGAGUCUCCAGAGCAGCUCGCACGGAGGCGAACUGCAAGCCCGAUUGCUUCAUUAGUCGUAGACGAAAAAUAAAGAAAGGAGGAUGAAAAGACGAGGCUACCCGCGCUCAGAUAGGAGCUCGGGGAGGGAUUUGAAAGAAAAAAGGGAAGAAAAAGAUGAGAUUUCGUGUGUCUGGCUAUUUCGUUGUGAGUUAUUUCUGGUUGUUCGCUCUCGCGUAACUAGGUGAAAACUUCUAGAUUUCCCUCUCUCGGUUUCUUCCGCUCUUUCUGCAAUGUCCCAUCUCUCAAAAGCUCCUCGACCUCGUCUCCUUCUUUCUCAUUCUUGCUCGAUUUUCUCGAGGGCUCGUAGAGACGCGCACGAGUUUCAAAUCCACAUAGAUAAAAAAAAAAACGUAGCUCGGCGUUGCAGCGAGCGAUUUCUCGCCAACGGACGAACCAAAACAACGCGAUUCCCGCCCUUUUGUGAAUCAACAAAGUCUGUACGGUGAAGUUUACAAAAAUGCUGGAUUCGGGUGCUCACAGUGGGAUUUAGCUAGGCCAAGGAAAGGUUGGAACGGGGGGGCGGGCCGGACACGAAAUUUCAUACACGUAACUUCGCGUAGUGGGCUAUAUUUCGACGAAGGUGGAGAAAGAGCGAGAGAGCGAGUGCCCGGGUUCGGGAAGUUUACCGACCAGUUCCUCACGUCUCGCCGGACAUCUCGGGACUGCGUCAGCUCGCUCUUUCCCUCGUCUCUUGUACACACCCUCCCCCACCGUAAUUUCCAUCUUUGUCUUUUUUCGCGCUCCCGAUAUAGAUCGAAGCGGACGAUCGGUUCGACGCGUCGAGUGCGUGCCGCCGCUCGUAAUCGGCUGAUCGUUUUUCGCUUCCGAUUAAAAAAAUAUUUUCACUCCCGGUUUUCCCGCGCCUCGGUUCCUCCGUCGAUGUAAAUUAGUGAACUCGGUGCCCGAGCGAAUCGAUCGAUGUGUCAACUUUUAUCCGCUCUCGUUUUCCUUUAGCAGUGCGUCAUUUUAUUCGUUCGUGGAUCUUCGCCACCGCCGGGGCUCACCGAGAUAUUCCUUCGUUCGUGCGAAUUAUAUUUAUUGCUUUUGUUCCCCCAUGGCGAACAUGGAGAGGCCAAUGUCGCCCCUUAAUUCCAUAAGCCCCGCGCGCUUGGCCACUAUCCAACGUCACGCUCCAUGGGAACGUCAUAUGGACGCGCUACUCGCCGACCUCCAGAACACAGUGUCCUCGGGACCCAAUCAUGUCAGCAACAAUGCCACACCUGGUUACGGCUCGCUCAACGGUGCUAGGAACAAUCAUCCGUCGAAUGUUUACAGAUCGUACGAGUCUCGUACUUCGCCACUGCCGCCACAAUCGCCCACCUACCAGAAUCGCGAGGUGAUCGAGGAAACGAUAACGAAGAGCACCAACUCCAGCGGCGGGCAGUACCACAGUCAGAAUCCUGGAGGCGGAAAAAUACCCUCGUUGAAUAAUAAUCUUUCGGAGCUGGACACUUUGCUCCAAGAUUUGAGCAACGCACGCUACAACAGCCACUUUCAAGAGCGCGAGGUUCUGGGAUCCUCGCAAAGCGGAUUGAACGGCGACGCCGUCAGCCCGAUGCGCCGGUCGCCGAGCAGCUUGUCAGCGUCGAGGCCUACCGUCGAUUCUUUACUCGAGGAAUUGAGCACAGCGGUGCCAAACCCCGAAUAUCCUCAGGAAGGGAGAGUGAAAGUAACAAUCCAGGAAACUUCGACCGAAGUUCAGCCGGUGUACGAGAGUUAUCCAUCGAGUCAGAACAAUUCGUUGAGUCGCUCGGAAUUGCACAGAAGUUAUACGAGCAAUGGGCACACGGCGAGUAACGCGACCAAAGAACUCGAUGACCUCAUGGCCUCGCUCUCCGAAUUUAAGAUCAACGGGAGCACUCAUCAGCAUCAAACCGUGACAGAUUCGCCGUACGCGAAGCCAAACAAGGCAACGAAAAGUUCACCAAGUCCGUUGCUGCAAGAGGGUAGCAACGUCGUCACAGUGAGUAGCAGCGGCGCCGGAGCCGGUGGUGGGGUCGGUGUGUCACCGUCACAAACGAGAAUUCACAUAACCGAAACUCACACGAGCCAUCAGUAUCAACCGCAACACGGCGAAGCCCACACAACGACAGCUCAAGCGACCAGCCACAUUGUCAAACAGAAUCAAUUGGAUUCUAUGCUUGGUAAUCUACAAGCAGACAUGAGUCGCCAAGGUGUUAAUACGACGCAGAAGGGCUGCUGCAACGCUUGCGAAAAACCAAUCGUCGGACAAGUCAUUACCGCGCUUGGUAAAACAUGGCAUCCGGAACAUUUCACCUGCACGCAUUGCAACCAGGAAUUGGGAACGAGAAAUUUCUUUGAGAGGGAGGGACAUCCGUACUGCGAGACCGAUUAUCAUAAUUUGUUCUCGCCCCGUUGCGCCUAUUGCAACGGACCCAUUCUCGAUAAAUGUGUGACAGCCCUUGAAAAAACUUGGCACACGGAACACUUUUUUUGCGCUCAAUGUGGCAAGCAAUUCGGUGAAGAGGGCUUCCACGAGAGAGAUGGAAAACCGUACUGUCGCGAGGAUUACUUUGACAUGUUUGCCCCGAAAUGUGGUGGCUGCAACCGGGCUAUCAUGGAGAACUAUAUCUCAGCUCUCAACAGCCAGUGGCAUCCGGAUUGUUUCGUUUGCAGGGACUGCAGACAAAAGUUCCAGGGUGGUUCGUUCUUCGAUCACGAAGGCUUGCCUUACUGCGAAACUCAUUAUCACGCUAAAAGGGGCUCGCUCUGUGCCGGUUGUCACAAACCCAUUACAGGUCGCUGUAUAACCGCGAUGUUCCGCAAGUUCCAUCCGGAACACUUUGUGUGCGCUUUCUGUUUGAAGCAAUUGAACAAAGGAACGUUCAAGGAACAAAACGACAAGCCCUACUGCCAUGGUUGUUUCGAGAAACUUUUUGGAUAAAAAUCUAUUCAAAAGAGAUUCCCACUGAUUAAUCGUCAGAAGAUAAUGCAUCGAAAUGACGAAGGAAACUAAAAAAAUUCUUUUAAUGUUGAAGCCGAAAACGGCCUUGAAGGCGAAAUAGUCUUCGAGUCAAAUUAUUUACGUUCGCAAUUAAUGAAACGAACGGUACAGUUAUAUAUUUAUAAGUCCAUAUAUAUAUAUAUAAAAAACAUUUUUAACGCUCCGAGGGGAAACGAGCACGAAAAUUUUGACUUCCUUUUUUUUAAUUGUCGAAUUUUUAGAUUAAAAAUGAAACCGAACUGGGUGCUAAUCACCAUAUUUUCUUUGACAAUUGUUUUUCACUAAUACUGAAAGAGUGAUCCACCAGCCGGGUUAUUUUACAGUUUAUAUAUGUAAUUAUAUAUAUUAAUGAAUUGAGAAGCAAUGUGAGCAUAGAACAAUCGAUGCUGUCCGUUUAAGAUCUUGUUACGUUUACGAAUUUAUAUGAUGUACAGUUUGAGGCAAAGAUUUUAUUCUCUCACUAUUUCUUCGUCAAUAAGAAAGAAAGCACGUGUCAGAAAUGAAGAAAUGAAGGUAUUCGCACGCUGAACAGCAAUUAUAUAUGCGGGGUACCCACAAUGAAAUUUCUUUACCUUCGUUUACCGCGAAACGCCACUUCUUUUUUUUAUCAAAUAUAUAAGACGUACGAUAGUCGAAUAUUUACGUGCUACAUUACGAUGAACAGCAAAGUAAAUCGAGAAAAAAUAUUAUAGAAAAACUGGUACUACCGACACUAUUAACGCAGUAUUAAAUAUUGAUCCACUAACGAUAACUGAUAACGCGAACGAAAGGACUGCAGCGUGCUCGAUAAGAGCUGCGUUGACAUUAGCCAAAUUAUGCUACGAACUCUGUGUAGAGGUUUCAGGAAAUUUUUAAUAAAAAUACUUAAA
Molecule: messenger RNA, 3947 nt
Organism: Venturia canescens
Lineage: Eukaryota; Metazoa; Arthropoda; Insecta; Hymenoptera; Ichneumonidae
Gene: Pax
Product: paxillin
Exons: 9
Coding region: 1168-3018 (616 amino acids)
Biological process (GO): actin cytoskeleton organization; heart development; muscle structure development
Cellular component (GO): Z disc; stress fiber; adherens junction
Molecular function (GO): muscle alpha-actinin binding; actin binding
Source: RefSeq, a predicted model, not a curated record